This is a messenger RNA of Sugiyamaella lignohabitans, 1434 nucleotides long. RefSeq names its product Cex1p (gene CEX1). Gene Ontology annotation, biological process: tRNA export from nucleus. Lineage: Eukaryota; Fungi; Ascomycota; Dipodascomycetes; Dipodascales; Trichomonascaceae. The transcript has a single exon. Bases 1 to 1434 code for a protein of 477 amino acids. Gene Ontology annotation, cellular component: cytoplasm. The record is from RefSeq and is a predicted model, not a curated record.
AUGCAAAAGACUUUAUUAAACGGAAAUCCUAGAUCCAGGCCGAGAAUUUCAAAGUUACUUGAAAACCCCCAAGCGACUGAAGCAUUGAGGACCGAUAUGACUGAGAUUUCUGAUUCGCUGAAUAGAUUGACCAUUUUAGAUGACUAUGAAUUUGGUCACUUUUUGGAUAAAGUCGGUACAACAGCAUCCAAAUUUCCUCCUGCAUAUGUCCACUAUAAGCUAUUGCCAGAGCUAGUUAAAUGUCUUGAGCUUGGUAAAGGCGGGAUUAAGGCUCUGACAACAAUUAUUGAGUUUGGUAAAGAUCUCCCAGAAGCUCAUUAUCAAAAAACUGUUACGCCCGUGAUUGUCAACUUGUAUGCAUCACCAGAUCGUGUUAUUCGGUUACAACUACUUCAAAGCUUGCCAGAUUAUAUUGAAUUUUUGGAUAGCAAAACUGUAUCCAACAAAAUAUUCCAACAUCUGGCUACUGGAUUCUCUGAUACAGAACCAGUAAUCAGAGAGCAAUCGUUAAAGUCUGUUCUUCAUAUUGUCGAUAAGCUAACAUCUAAACAAGUAAAUGGCGAUUUGUUGCGGCUUUUGGCAAAAACUCAGAAUGACACAAUCCCAGAAAUACGUGCCAAUACAACGAUAUUGCUGGGUAGAAUAUCCGAAAAGUUCUCACCGUCAACUCGAUCUGGCGUAUUGGUAGCCGCUUACACGAGGGCGCUUAAGGAUCCCCAUGUUCCUUCAAGAUUGGCAGCUUUAUUAGCUCUUGGGGCAUCUGUAGAAUAUUUCUCACCCGAGGAAUGUUGUUCCAAGCUUAUGGGUGCAGUGUGCCCUUCUUUAUUAGACAAAGACCCAACAGUCCGGACCCAGGCGGCCUCUACAGUAGACACCCUCUUAACUAAAAUCAAAAAUCGAGCGGAAUCGAUGAACAAGUCUGCUGUUCCCGGAAAUGAGAGUCAGGCAUCUGCCUCGACUAGUGAUCUGACAGGUAUGUAUUACAGCUUUAAAGCUUUUGGAGUUCCCAUAACUCUAGGAAUUUCGGAAUUAAACAAGUCGGCUGCAGCAGAGCAGGGUAUCGACGUCACUCGAGCUGUGUCUGCUCCUGCCGUGGAGUCUCAAACCUCAGUCAAUCCAUUGAAAGCUCGCGAAUCACCAGUAACUACAGACUUUAAUCCUUUCCAGCCUAAUCUUGCAGAUGAUUUCAACGAUGACCAUUGGGCUCCUCAAGAUGAUGAAGACAAUGAUGGUGCAUGGGGAUCUUUUAAUGACGAUUUCAAUCCUUCUCCCAAAGUGAGCAAGAAGCAGCCAAGUUCGGCCACAAAAGUCCAGAAGACGAAACCCAUCAGUGCAUCUAAAAUAGUCCUGACAAAAAAGGUUGCGUCUCUUUCGUUGGAACCUGAUGCUGCUGGCGAUGAUGAUGAGGUAGACGAGUGGAGCAACUGGGACUAG